ACCCCCGCCUCAGCGUGCGGAUUCAGUCAGCACCUCCUACUCCUGUAGGCGCGGCGCUGCUGCCGCGCGGGCCACAAAUCUCAUACUACAACGCGCGCGCCGUCAAGGGCGUGGGAGGCGGAGCGGCGCGAAUUGCAUCCUGGGAGCUGUAGUCCUCGCUCAGGCACCCUCGGAGCCGGGCGGGAGGUCUGCGCAAGAGCGGUGAGCGCCCAGAGGUGAAUUGCGUGACAUCUGAUUGGCUGUCCCGAAAGCGAAACCGUCUUGGCGGCCCUGGGCAGAGACCCAGGAGGAGACGGGGUGGAGCUUUGGGUGGAGAAGGUGGGGCCUCUGGGCUCUGGGCGCGAGCGGUUGAAAGACAGUUGGUGUCGGUUCGGCUGCUGCAGUCGGGUAUCGCCCGCCCAGCCCUUGUCGAUGGCCGAGCCUGAGGAGCUGCGGGCCUCUUCGCCGCCCCCGCCGCCCCCUUCCUCUCCCUCGUCUCCAGACGCCUCUUCAGCAUCCUCCCCUGACGCUCCGGCGAGUCUGGCUUGGCCAGUUCCGAGGGGGAGCAGCGGCCGAACCGUGGACCCUUUGGAGGCAGUGGAGCUGCAGAUCGGAGACGCAGCGUUUUCAUUAAUCCAGCUUCUUGAAGCCACAUCUGCAGUGUCAGCUCAGGUGGAAGAGCUUGCCUUCAAAUGUACAGAAAAUGCACGUUUCCUUAAAACAUGGCGGGAUCUCUUGAAAGAAGGCUAUGAUUCUCUGAAACCUGACGACUGACUUGUCAUGAUUGACAAGUUGUUUAAGUAACGGCCGUGUAAUAACUUUUCCUCAUAAGUGACGUUCACACAUGUAGGGGGUAAUCUCUUUCCAGCAGUUUUGUAUACUCAAUGAAAUUUUUCUCGGUUUUGUUUACUUUUAUGAAAGCAGAAUACUGACAUUUUCGAUGCUGGACAGUAUUUGAUGGCCCUUAUAUAUUUUCUGUCCUUUAAACUUUCAUAGAAUUCUUUAUAAAAGUUAAUUUCACCAGUAGAUAAUUGAUAUUAAUGCCACAUUGCUCCCAACAACAAACUAGGUAAACCAUUAUUUAUUCUGUGAGAAACAACUCCAGGAAUGCAAGAGUUUGGAGAUUCCGUGAAGUUCAACCUUAUUUUACGGACCAGAGUGGGAGAUAAGUUUGGUUAUGGUUCUUCUAUUGGCUGCAUCCCCUGGAGCCAGUGACUGUGUUUUAUUUACCGCUGAAUCCCCAACACCUGCAACGGUGUCAUACAAUACUAAAUGUUUGUUGAAUAAAAGAAUUCACAAACGCAAUUAAAAGCUGUUUUUUCUUCCUGAUUUUUAGCAGGAAGCCUGUGAUUGUUUCUCUGGUUUAAAAAAAUGUGUGAACCGGAACUUAAUUUAUUUGAAAGAAAACUAAAAAAAAAAAAAAAAAGUGAACUUUAUUGCUUUUGAAAAUGUAUUUUUUGCCCUUUUAUGAUGCUUUUUGUUAAAGGCCUAUACUUCAGAAAUUGUCUGGAAAGAAUAUGUAUUUUUCUCUAUUUCUAUGAUUAACUGCUUUUAUAGUUAGUAUUUCCUAUGUAUGAUGUUUUUAUAUGUUUGAUUACUGUUUUUAAAGUACCUUAUCAGAUUUAUGUUUCUAUGCCGUUACUUUGGGAGCUUUGCGAGUUGUUUAUAGAACAAUUCUAAAGAAGUUAUUUUGUUUUCACUGCAUCAGACUUAAAUGGUAUGAUUAUUUUCUUAUUAUUUGACCUUAGUGGAGCCCUGGUUGCAAGUGGUUAAGAGCUCAACUGCUAACCAAAAGGUGGGCAGUUCGAAUCCACCAGCCGUUCCUUGGAAAUCUUAUGGGGUAGUUCUCCUCUGUCCUUAUGGGCUAGUUCUCCUCUGUCCUGUAGGGUCUCUAUGAGUCGGAAUUGAAUUGACGGUGACCGGUUUGGGUUUUUUUUUUUGACAAUGCUUCAUUUUACUUGUCCCAUGUAUCAUGUUCGAAUCCACCAGGCGCUCCUUGGAAACUCUGUGGGGCAGUUCUACUCUGCCCUAUAGGGUCGCUAUGAGUUGGAAUCGACUCGACGGCACUGGUUUUGGUUUUUGUUUUGUUUUUUUAUAUAUUAUGUUGCUCUUUUUUUUUUUUCCCUUGGUGGUGUGUGUCACCUAUUAUUCCAGUGUAUAACUUCUGUAGCAUCUUUGAUAAAACCAAACCUGUUGCUGUAGAAUGGAUUGCGACUCCUAGCGACCCUGUAGGAUGGGGUAGAACUGCCCUACAGGGUUUCCAAGGCUGUAAUCUUUGUGGAAGCAGACUGCCACAUCUUUCUCCUGUGGAGCAGCUGCUGGAUUUGAAUAGCCCAGCCUUUGGUUAGCAGCAGAGCAGUGGAGCUGUGAAAGGGGACAAAUGGAUGGGCAAAGAAUAAGUUUUGUUUAGCAUAUUAGGUCACAGUUCUUAAUUUUUUAAGUUAAAGAUCACCCAUGUGAUUUCUAUGCCAAAGAACUGCUUGUUUCAAUAUUAGGAAAAUAUUUUUCUUACAUAUCUUAAAAUAGCAAUUUUUAAGUGUACAAAAAUAAACUCUUAUAAAAAACAAA
This is a messenger RNA of Loxodonta africana (African savanna elephant), 2547 nucleotides long. It is a transcript of the gene C13H4orf46, whose product is annotated as chromosome 13 C4orf46 homolog. NCBI's taxonomy places the organism in Eukaryota, Metazoa, Chordata, Mammalia, Proboscidea, Elephantidae. The transcript is spliced from 2 exons. The coding region runs from base 412 to 753 and encodes 113 amino acids. The record is from RefSeq and is a predicted model, not a curated record.